CCUCCUUUUAAACCGCAAGGUGAGGGUGUGGGAGAAAGAUUGAAUAAGGAUUUUAUCUAAAGCGCCUCGGAUCGACCUCAUUCACACUCUCGUUCAUCAAGCAGCAUCGGGACGCACAUCUGCCUCAGCGGGAUAUAUUAAAACUUUCCCAUAAGCGCUGCUGUCAGCAGUGGAUCUCAGGUGAUCAGGAAAUACCGUGUGUUCCUCCUGCCAUGGCCCGGCGUAUAUCGCCUGCUGUCGCUUUUCUCUUUUGUUUUGGAUUAUCGUAUGUGUUUGAGGCUGAAGCCAGAUUCCAACACUCUGCGGCCCUCCACAGGCAGAAGAGAGAAUGGAUCGUCCCUCCCCAAAUCCUAGAAGAGAAUGUUGAUUACACCAAGAAAGAUUUCAUUGCAAAAAUUCGCUCAGACAAGGAAGAGCCCCAAAUAAAAAAUUUGAGGUACACACUAAAGGGCGUCGGCGCAGACAAGGAUCCGUUCAAUUUAUUUGUGGUGAAUCCUGAAACAGGAUUAGUAAGAAUAACGGGAAUCCUCGACAGAGAGUCCAUUGCACAAUACAAUCUUUCAGGGGUUGCUACGUUCACAAAUGGCACAAUUGCAGAGAAUGACAUUGGGCUACGGAUAAAAGUGAAGGAUCAGAACGACAAUGCUCCUGUUUUUAGUCCGAUGACUGCAGGGGGUGUAUACGAACUCAGUGCAUUAGAUACAGCCGUGAUGAAGAUCAAUUGCUUUGAUGCUGAUGAGCCAGGAAACAUAAACUCUCAAAUCAAGUAUGAAAUUGUUGAGCAGCAACCAGAUGGGCAGAGAAUGUUCAGAGUUGACGAUGACGGGAUAAUCCGCGUUAACAAUGCUAACCUGGAUCGAGAGACUAUUGAUCAGUAUGUCCUGCUUAUCAGAGCAUCUGAUCUGAAUGGUGCCUCAGGCGGCAAUGCUGUCACAGGGACGGUCACCAUCAAGAUCAACGACGUCAAUGAUAAUGUGCCUACAUUGGAGGGCCCAUUUGAGGGAAGUAUCGAGGAAAAUACAGAGAAUGUGGAGGUGAUGAGAUUCAAAGCAAAAGACCUGGAUCUCGAGAACACAGACAACUGGACAGCCAAUUGCUUUAUUGCAUCAGGCAAUGAGGCUGGAUACUUCAGCAUUAAAAUGGACCCAAAGACCAAUGAGGCAAUCCUGAUUCUUGACAAGGCUGUUGAUUAUGAGGACGUCAAAGACCUGAACCUUGGCAUCGGUGUAGUCAACAAAGCUCCAUUCCACCCGUCUGUAGCUGGAGCACAACAAGGAAUAAAUAUCAACUUUGGGGGCAGCGGUGCAGGUGCAGGAGGAGGAGGUGGAGAAGGUGGUGGAGGAGGAGGAGGAGGUGGAGGUGGAGGUGGAGGUGGAGGUGGAGGUGGUGGCAGCUGGAGCAGUAGUGGUGGCAGCGGAGGGAGCAGUUCAUGGUCAUCCACAGGCGGUCCGCUCUACAACGUGAAGGUAAAUGUGAAAAACCAGCCGGAAGGACCCAAGUUUGUGCCCCAAACAAAAGCAGUCCCCAUAUCAGAAGGCAAGACUUUUAACAGCAAUGACAUCAUCACGAGGUACCCGGCUAUUGAUACAGACACAGGAAAGGAAGCUACCAACGUAAAGUAUAUUAAAGCAUCUGACCCAGAUAACUGGCUGAGAAUCGAUGAGACAACAGGGGCCAUUCGUCUGAACAAGGCUCCUGACCGCGAGUCCAAGUAUCUAGUUAACGGCACCUACUACGCCACCAUUUACAGCGUAACUCAAGACUUGCCUUCUAAGACGGCAACGGGCACCGUUGCCUUCCAGGUAGAGGAUUUGAAUGACCACUGCCCUACUUUGACAAGCAAAGUCAAGACACUUUGUACUGACCAGGACGCGGUCUUAGUCACUGCAGUGGAUGAGGAUGCACCACCCAAUGGAGUUCCAUUCACCUUCAAUGUUGUCCCAGAAGGAACUAAGGGGAAAUGGUCAAUCGAGCAUUUAAAUGAUACCACUGCCAUCUUCAGGAUCCAGCAAAAGCUGUGGCCGGGAGAACAUGACCUGAUGGUGGAUGUUAAGGACCAGCAGGGGUUGGGAUGUCCAGAACCUCAGAAAAUAGUGGUGGAAGUGUGUACCUGUACAACCCAGGGGGGUUGUGACCGAACUGGAAUGGGAACGGUUAAGAAGGGGUCAAAAUUUGGACCUGCUGGAAUCGGCCUGCUCUUCCUUGGACUGCUUUCAUUAUUGCUCAUCCCACUCCUGUUGCUGCUCUGUAAGUGUGGAACUCCUGGGAUGUUAGGAGAUUUUACAAACAUGCCCUAUGACACUAAAGAGCAUCUCAUCUCUUACCAUACUGAGGGCCAGGGAGAGGACAGGGAUGUUCCGUUACCGGCCCCUAACAAUUUUCGUGGUCCGAUGACAUCCAAAAAUGUGGGUGGUAUGGACUUUCAAGGUGAUCAAGCAACAACAGGAGGCUACAUGGAUUCCAAUUCCAUAGCUGGUGUUCGUGGCUACAAUGAAAUGAAUAUGGACUACGUAGACUCAAUGAGGAGAAAUGAGACCCUUAUUAGCAGUGAAAUGGCUGGAGAUUUUGACGGAAUGGCCGUGUCAGAAAUGUUCCUGGAUGAAUACUAUGGACAGAAAUGCAGAGGAUUGGAGGAUGGAUUUGCUAGGAAUGAACCCAUGGUGUAUGGUUAUGAGGGGAAGGGCUCCCCUGUUGGAUCUGUCGGCUGCUGCAGCAUUCUCGAAGAAAACAAUGACCUAGAGUUUCUGAAUGACCUGGGGCCAAAGUUCACCACACUCGCUGAAAUAUGCGGAGGUAGGAAGACUGAGGUCCCCGCUCCUCUUCCCCCCCCUCCAAAACCCGUCGUGGACCGUACCGAGGUGGCGUCUUCAUCAACCAAUGUUAUAAAUACAGCGAAUAUAGCCACUAACCGAGAUCUAUCUACAAAUUCAAUGAAUAUAACUUCCAACAUGGCUGCGACAUCAUCUUCUCGUGUGGAGAACGUGCUUGUGACAGACAACCGGCCCACAGUGAUUACGAGUGUCCAGCCGGCUCCAACGUACCUGAUGCAACCGCAGCAAAUGUACUACAUGGUCGAGCCGCAGCCCAGCACGGUACUGCUCGCUGAAAGGCCCACCAUGGGAGUCGGACAGAACAUGUACGUGCUGAACAGCGGCCCAGUAGCCGAGGGGGUUGUAGUCCAGGGCACCAACAUAGCGGCGAAUACCCUGAAUCGUGGUGAGAGAAUGGUGCUUGUGGACAGGGGUGGUCCUGCUCAGGCUCUCAACACCGGAAUGCUGCACUCAAGUAAUCUCUCUGGAUCACAAUUGUUUUUGGUGGAUGGGGGAGCCUCAAGCGGUCAAGUCCUUCAGGGGACACUUCAGAGAGGGCUUGCUGGAUCUCAGGGCCUGAUGGUCAUGGAAGGACAAGGGGGCCACGUGAUUCAGGGGUCCCUCAAAAAAGGUGUUUCCACUCAUGGUGGAUCUCAAAAUGUCUAUUAUAUGGAGAAUAAAGGGGGAUCAGGUAUGGCCCAGGGGGGUCAUCAAAUGGGCAUGGCGUCCGCAACAGAGUCCUUUAUUGGUAACGCUGGAUUCGGUGGGUCAUCUGUCCAGAUUAACCAAAAUCCAUCGUCACAUAAAGUUGUUGUCCAGGAGAGAAAGGUUGUGACAACACAAAGUAUCAAGUAACAACACAAUGCAACACUCAUAGAGUACGUGUACAGUUGUGAAAAUGUUAGAGGGUUUAGAAAGCCGUAAAAAGUCUUGAAAAGCAAUUUCUAUGCUCAUGCAUGCCAAUCAUUAGAGUAUCAUGUUGUCAACAUGUUAGGUCAUGGAGAAUAUGCAAAUUAAUGCUUGAAAAACUGGUUUUAAUGCCCUUGAGUUUACUUCUCUUGUAUUUGUAGUGCACUAUACAUGAAUUUCUUAUUUUUUCCCUCUUCUUUUUUUUUUGUGUGUGCAUAUUUGUAAUAUGUUACUGCAUGUAUGCAUUCAGUGUGUGUGUUCUGUAAAGACUAUUAUUUGCCGAUACUAUGCAGUUCUGGUUGCCCUGAGGCCAUUCCAGUGCAGUUUAUGCAAAACAACUCAAAGCUAUGUUAGGAAAGAGCAGAUAUACAGGAACCACCUAUUAAAUUCAGAAAUCAGCCAAGACAGAAGGGCAUAUGUUUUUCUAGUAUCCUGAAAUGUUCAGUACUGUAAAAGACAAUUCAUAAAUCACUUUUGGCAUCAGGUGAACUACAAUGUAUGUUUUGGGAGGGUGUUUAUAGGAUAGAUCAGAGUA
Molecule: messenger RNA, 4254 nt
Organism: Rhinichthys klamathensis goyatoka
Lineage: Eukaryota; Metazoa; Chordata; Actinopteri; Cypriniformes; Leuciscidae
Gene: dsg2.1
Product: desmoglein 2, tandem duplicate 1
Exons: 14
Coding region: 213-3665 (1150 amino acids)
Biological process (GO): homophilic cell-cell adhesion
Cellular component (GO): desmosome; plasma membrane
Molecular function (GO): calcium ion binding
Source: RefSeq, a predicted model, not a curated record